Pelmatolapia mariae (spotted tilapia) is the source of this 1712-nucleotide messenger RNA. Its product is annotated as C2 calcium-dependent domain-containing protein 4C-like. The transcript has 3 exons. NCBI's taxonomy places the organism in Eukaryota, Metazoa, Chordata, Actinopteri, Cichliformes, Cichlidae. Bases 136 to 1407 code for a protein of 423 amino acids. The record is from RefSeq and is a predicted model, not a curated record.
CUGUCGGGAAAAUACCUUUUACGCACAGAGUGUCUGGAAAGGUUGAGCGAGUCCGCGCGCCAGCGAUCAGUCAUUUUGAAGCGAAAGAGUCAUACAGCCAACAGAAAAACUGUUAGCUGGGGCGUCUGAGUAGGCAUGUGGCUACUGGAGAAGCUCCGCAGUGGGACUCAAUCCCAGCCUCCGCAGACAACAGAGGCCAUUCCUGUUUCUGUGUAUGCCAAUGUACUCACUCCAGAGAAGAUUCCCGAUUUCUUCAUCCCACCCAAACUUAUCUGCUGCCCCCCAGAAGAAUCUGUCACCCCAGAAACUCAGCACUGCUCCAAAAUCAGACCCUCAGCCUCUGACCAUGCCAUCUGCAGCCAGAGCCCCAGAGCUAGGAGCAGCAAGAACCCCUGCAGCCCUCGCCUCUUUUCCCGCAAUCUCCAGAAAUCAGCCAACCGGCACAUCAUCCAGAUAGAGAGCGCUGAUGAGCCUGGUGCUGGAUCUAUGGACAGGGUCGGUAUUGAUGUAAACACUAACGCUGACCCACAGUCACAGACUGCAAUGUCUCUGCCGUAUGUCCCAAAGGCUCAGACCUCCUAUGGCUUUUCCACCCUGAUGGAGUCUCCUCAUACCCGACGCAAGGAAAGCCUUUUCCACAGCGACCCCAGCAGCCCUCUCACCUCCCCAAACUCCCAGAGGCGCUCCCAAGGGGGAACCCUACUGGCCCCGGCUGACCCCAACCCCUACCGCUAUUUCAGCGGUGGUGAGAGUGACACCUGCUCCUCAGCCGAGUCAUCUCCCUUUAACUCACCUCUCCUUUCCCGAUCUGCCUCUCUCCUGCGCUCUAUUACACAGGAGACACAAGCCAAGGUGUCUCGUGCCAAACGUUCCCUGGCACGCCACAGUUCCCUCUCCACUGAUGAAUGCAGCUCAGCAGACAACAGCCCCAACAUGCAGCGCCGCCGAAUGCGCUGCCCUCCCUCUCCCGCCUUUCGUGGAUGUAAAAGCGGUGGCUUGAGGGGAGCAGCAGCAUCAGACCUCUGUCAGCGCGAGCACACUAUAAACCUCAACAAGGGGGGGAAACUGAGGCUGAGCACUCACUAUGACAGGGAGGCAGCCCGGCUGAGGGUGCGCGUGCUCACAGCCGAGGCCCUUUACGACAGGCAGACAGACCUUAAAAGCAUCAACUGCUGCGUAGCACUCUACCUGAAUCCUGGUAAGCAGCAGAAACAAAGGAGCACCAUCAUUAAGAACAGCAGGAAUCCGGUGUUCAAUGAAGACUUUUUUUUCGAUGCUCUGCCUCAGGCACAGGUAAAGACUCUGGCCAUGAAAGUAAAGGUAGUGAACAAAGGAACCAGCCUGAAGAGAGAUGUGCUUCUUGGAGAAAGAGAGGUGCUGCUCAGUGAGCUGCUCGCAGGCCUCUAGGGAGCCCCUGUCAAGACUCUGGCGGACACGAGCUGGUCCACACCUUGAGGGCCCCCAAUCUUUUUAUCCCACCUCGCCCUUCUGACAAAUACUGGACAGGAGCAAGCACACAGAUGACAAGGAAGAUGUUUCUUCCACACUGGGUUAUGUAUGCGCACAGAAAAAAAAUGAAGGUCUCUGUUAAAGUCUCGCUUUGCCAGUUCUUCAAAUUCAAAAUUAGGGUCAGCCCACAAUAACCUAUAGGCUUAUCAGUGGAGUGACUAUGUGAACAGUGGGGCUGUGAUCCUCGUUUGUGCAUAUUUCUC